AUGCAAACGGCGACGAACAAUGGACACAAUGGUGCAGUAUCUAGUGUGCGCCAUAGUCAUUCCUGCCUUAAAUUUAUGCUCCAAGGUAUCCUGAUCCUUGGAUCCCAACCAUCAUUGCUGGCCGCCCUAAUAGGAACUGUAAUGCGCCAUGUAACUGGAAAACUCUGCGACUUUCCAGAAGCAUUCUUCCACCACUGGAAGGGUGCGCACAUCCCACUGUUGCAGACGCGAGUGUUUGGAGAAAGCAAUACUACGACUGCAGCUGCACGAUCGUGUGGCACCACCUGGGAGGCAAUGGGGGAUAAGCCGACAGCUCCAACGCGACGGCUCUUCCAGGAAAACCUGCGCGAGUAG
Messenger RNA from Kickxella alabastrina, 354 nucleotides. RefSeq lists its product as uncharacterized. The record is from RefSeq and is a predicted model, not a curated record. NCBI's taxonomy places the organism in Eukaryota, Fungi, Kickxellomycota, Kickxellomycetes, Kickxellales, Kickxellaceae. The coding region runs from base 1 to 354 and encodes 117 amino acids. The transcript has a single exon.